AUGGCUCCAUCUACUGACACGCCAACCGAUUUGCACCGUGCCGCCGUUGCCUGUCUCCUGUGUCGCAAAGCAAAGGUCCGUUGCCUUGUUUCACAGCGACUCGAUAGGUGUGACCGUUGCAUAUCAAAUGACUCUGAAUGUGUUUUUGCUCAACCGAAGAGGGCCAGAGUGAGGGUUCCGCCGUACCAGUAUCGCCCGAGGCGAGAUUUGAAGCCUACCCCAGAUUCCGACCAGCAUUCUGUCGAGGGACAUACAUACGAUACACACUUCACUGAGCCUUCACCGUUGGCCCCUACCAGUGAAUCGAUUUCUGCACGUCGACAUUCCACAUGUCCGAGUCAAGGGGCCACCACCUUCGAUGAUUGCCUACCGCCGUGGUCGCCGCAAACCCAAAUACCAAUUAUUACCGAUGCAAUCCGUGCGAGAAUCAUCGCAGCGUUGGCUACCCUCAAAGGCAAAAGGGGCGCGCCUUUCAGCUUUGUUAGCGCGGGUGAUAGUCCCUCGUUUAUUGAUUGUUCGUCUCGCAAUGUUCAUGUUCUGCGUAAACAAUCUUUCGAGCAGCCACAAACCACAACACUCUCCUUGAAGCUGUCGUCACUCUUGCGGCCGCUGAAAAUUGAUCCCAAUCGGGAAAGCUAUGAUGAUGGCCGACGGCCUGGUGGCGUGGUCAAAAUGCCUUCAUACCUCUCAUCCAUGACGCUCGGUCAAACUGUCACAGACCCGAUCGAAGCGGGCAUGAUCAGCCGUCAGGCUUCAAUGGCAUUAUUCGAGCACUUUAUGGUGCAGAUGAACGCCAAGUGGGAAUACAUACUGGAUCCUCACGUCGACACCCAUAGCGAUGUUCAACGACGGAGCCCGUUGCUAUUCGCCUCGGUGCUCUUCUGCUCUUCCAAGUUCUGCAACUACAUUGAUGGUCGUAUAGACUCAGAGCCAGACCCUUUUUUAGAGACCCGACUCUGUAGUCUGGCCCGAAACCUUGUUAUCAAGACCAUGGCGGAGGGUGAUAGGUCCACCGAGACGAUGCAAGCCUUCUAUUUGUUGGCUUGCUGGAAAGAUGCGGACGAUGACAUAUCGUAUCUGCAUAGUGGAUACGCCUUUGGCAUUCUCCGUGACAUAGACUUGAAGUCAAUUUAUGGCGACGGUGAAUACAUAGCAAGACGCAGAAGGACAUGGCUGGCCUUAUUUCGACAGGACCGACAACAGAGUUUGUUCUUUGUGCGAAGGGCAGCACUAAACCAUGGUGAUGACGAUAUGUCUUUCCUUUGUGACCUCGAUACAUGGUUAAAGAUGCCAUAUGUGUUACCGUCGGACUUUGUUGCAUGCUGUAGCGCUGAUUUGAGGCGCAUACAGUCGAAACUAUGCAAUUCUGUCCAGAAGGCCUCUUCCAUGAUGCUGCCAUGCCUACUAGAGCAGAUGGACGCAGAGCUGAUUGCAUGGAAGUCGAGGUGGAAGCACUACCUCGUAGGCGAGGGCAGAAUGCACAUAGAUGAAGAUUCAUCCCUGGAUCCCACAUUCUUGCAUCCUGGGAAAUACCAUCUCACUGCGCUUGCCAACCUGUGGGAACAUAGCGUCAGACUUCAUGUCGCUUCUGCAAUACUUCGGCAAGCUUUGAUGGCUUCAGUGACAUCAUCUCUGGACACGAACUACCAGGCGGACAGGGCCUCGUGGAACAUUGAUCUCUCCAUGAUGCAACAAGUUCUGUCCCCUAAUCUUCCAGGGCUCAGUAGCAGUAUCGAAGGCGCAUUCGGUACCCUGCACAACUUGAUCAACUUCCCUCCGGAUGAUUUGAGACGCGCACCGGAUACCAUUCUUCUACUGGGACCAAAUGCUGCUCUGUUCUUGUGUUUACUCCUCUGUCUACCAGGAAAUGGUAUCCUUGGUGCAGCCUUCCAAAGAAAGGCAGUCGACCUCAUUCGGGGCAUUGCUGAACACAUGAAGCAAUGCGUGCAAUCACCGCAAGAUACCGUAGCUCUUCAGUUCACAUACCUAGACUCGCUAGUGGGGCUUCUUGGCCCAUCUGUGUCAAGAUGCCCAACUGAACAACAAAUUACCAGACAACAGCCAGCUUUUCACAUGCCGCAUACACAGUUCGAUACAGACGACUUGGAUAUUGAUAACCCAACCCGUCAAGCAGCCCAAAUUAUGGGAAACGAGAUUGGAGGACAUGGCUUGAGCUCGAGUCAGCCUGAUUCCACGCUUGGUCUUUCGAGCGAAGUUUGUCAGAACCUACAUAUGCAAAGCCUGACUAACUUGCUAGAUGGCAACCUCUUUUGGGAGAUGCUAGCAGAAGGAACAGAAAUGAACAUUAGCUCUUAG
Molecule: messenger RNA, 2316 nt
Organism: Penicillium mononematosum
Lineage: Eukaryota; Fungi; Ascomycota; Eurotiomycetes; Eurotiales; Aspergillaceae
Exons: 2
Coding region: 1-2316 (771 amino acids)
Biological process (GO): DNA-templated transcription; regulation of DNA-templated transcription
Cellular component (GO): nucleus
Molecular function (GO): transcription cis-regulatory region binding; DNA-binding transcription factor activity, RNA polymerase II-specific; zinc ion binding
Source: RefSeq, a predicted model, not a curated record